This is a messenger RNA of Daldinia vernicosa, 1512 nucleotides long. RefSeq lists its product as uncharacterized. The coding region runs from base 523 to 1353 and encodes 276 amino acids. The transcript has a single exon. Lineage: Eukaryota; Fungi; Ascomycota; Sordariomycetes; Xylariales; Hypoxylaceae. The record is from RefSeq and is a predicted model, not a curated record.
AGUGGAAGAGGUUAUUGACGAGCUACCUGAAGACGACGCAUAGACGAUGAGGUUUGGGAAGAGCUAUUUUUGUUUGUGCAUAUUGUAUACUAUAACCUUCUAUAUCGGAUGACUAGGGACAGGUCAUGGCUUUUGAGGCACCCAUGACGCUGACGGCACUGCUCUGAGAGCGAAUAGGUUACGCGGGUAUACCCUCGACUUUACAACUUUUGCUUGGCUGGAUAUUGGAGGUUAAGGGCUAGUUGAUCUUUAGCCCCCGAGCUUAUGAGAGACUUAAAGGAAUUUUAUGGCGUCUGUUGCAUUGAUGUUCUUGGAGCUUCGAGCUAACUUAGUAUUUCUAAGUGCGACCUCCUAAUGAAAAGGAGUAACUUUAAAGAUGAAGGCAAGUCAUAGCAAAGGUCUUAGCGCUUUUGCUUUGGAUAUAAAUUCUGGGUGAUGGGAUCGCUCUGUAUCGAUCAUGAGCUUUUCCCAUGAUACCAACCUUUUCUGAUCGGAUGCCUGACUUAUAUUACGCUUAACGAGAUGGAGCCGAUAACUAAAUGCACCUGCGUACUCCGUACCGCAACCACGCCCGGACUUGGAUUCGAGAUUUUCACACCGGAAUUCCUCGGCACGUUCGCGGUAGUCUUCCCCUUAGCGGCAUACCCGUUCAUGUUCUCAGAUCGGGACCGAACCUGCCAACACGUCCUUGGCUUGGCGGCCAUGUUCUCCUUGAUCGUCCAAAUAGUCAAUAGCUAUGCCUGGGCUGCGGGUUACGAGUAUACCGAAUUCUCGCCCUGGCUGCCCCCCUUGAGGAUAUUCUCCGCGUUCCUCAGCCUCUGGGACGCGCACGGACAUGAGUCGGAUGUCAACUGGCGGCCGGUGCCUUUUGUCGACCCCGAGGCCAAAUAUGUCGUACUGACAUUCUACAUGUUCAUAUUUCACAUCUUUACACACAUCUUUACACACAUCCUUUCUCACAUCGAAGAAGAACCGUCAACCUCGAUACACGACGCAUUCCAUCUCGUGGCCUCGGUCUUUGUCCUUUUCAGGUUUGCUUGUGCCAUCUAUGAAGACUUCAUGAAGAUCACGGCCACGAUAUACCAUCGCCUCGCAACACGGCGCGUUCCCGGCUGGUUUUGGAUCCAUGCCGACGAGCCCGGUUUGUUCAGGCCUAGAUGGAGCGUCGUACUUACGGUGGUUGUGGGUAUAUCCGCGCCGGUGCUGGCGUUUUUAUGGGCGUAUAGCAUGGGAUAUAUCGUGACAAUAAGCCAGAAUUCUAGCUUCUCUACUGGGUUUGCGCCCGAUACCAACUCGUGGCAUUGUUCUUGUACGUGGAGUCACCUCCGUGGGGAUGGCGAAAAUGUCCUAUAGUGUAGGAGGGAAAAGAUAGGUAGACUUGAGUUGCUAGUCGAAGGAAUAUAUGUAUCUUAUAAAAAUGAUACCUGGGUACUUGGGUCAUAUACCUGUGGUAGUUAUGUGGCGGUGGUGGCUUGUAUGUAUGUAUCCGUACAUAUAUGUCUUUAAAGUUGC